Arachis stenosperma is the source of this 954-nucleotide messenger RNA. RefSeq lists its product as uncharacterized. Lineage: Eukaryota; Viridiplantae; Streptophyta; Magnoliopsida; Fabales; Fabaceae. The transcript is spliced from 6 exons. The coding region runs from base 1 to 954 and encodes 317 amino acids. The record is from RefSeq and is a predicted model, not a curated record.
AUGCGUCUAACUAGAAAGUGCACUAUUGAAGAGCUUCAAGAUAACAAUCAGGAGGGUUCUUUUAUCAUCUUUGGAGCAAUCCAAGGUAUUGUUGAGGAUGGAGGUUGGUGGUAUUCUGCUUGUGUGUGUGGAAAGGGUAUCCAUCCUCAAAAUGGUGCCUAUUACUGUGAUUUUUUUUUGAAGCACAUCACUAAUGUUACUCCAAGAUUUAAAAUUAAAGUGACAGUUGAAGAUCAUACUGGGGAGGGUAUUUUCCUUCUCUUUGAUCGUGAGGCUUCCUAUUUGCUUAAGAAAUCAUGUGCUGAUUUGUUUACUGAAGUUCAAAGAGAUGCAAGUGUUAUAUGUGGGGAUACUUAUCCUCCCAUAUUCCAAGGGCUGAUUGGAAAGAAGUUGCUGCUCAAGGUUGAUACCAAAGGUGUCCCACAUGAUACAUUUUAUGGGACUUUCCGAGUUACGAGAAUUUGUGAUGAUUCCACCAUCAUUGCAAUGUUUGAACUUCCCAAUUAUGAUGCUGAUGAUGAGUCUUCUCCCAAAAAGGAGCAUGACUUACACAAAUCUGUUCCUGCUGGAAAAGCUGAUGUUGGUAUUAAGAAGGAGUCUUCUGAUAGUUUUAUCAAAACUGAGAAAGAUGCUGGUCAUUGUGCUGGGAUGUUGUGUAAAUCCCCAGUUCUUAUAGAUUUUUUGGCUGAAAAACAGCCUGUUAUUUCUGUGGGGAGUGAAUUUGUUGGGUUAAUUGAUGGUGAGCAUGGAAAGGAAGAGAAAACUCCCAGCAAUGAUACUCUAGAGCUGUUGUCCCAUGUUCUUGAAGCACCUUCCCAAAAUGGAGAGAAGCUUACCCAUGAAAAUCAUGUUGUCACCUCCAAGAGUAAGAGAAAUUUGAAUCCUCAGUUUGAAGAGGUUGCUGUUGAUGCAGAUGGGCGUGGGUUGAAGGUUGCUAAGGUUAAUGGAGUUUGA